AUGGAGUCUUCAACUUCCUCAAUCUCCAUGACAGCCUCCUCAAACCCACCUUCCAAACGCCUUUUGUUUGAUCGCCGUUAUGGUUGGGUAAUUGAUGAAUGGAAAGACCCAUCGGAGGAAGCUCUGGCAGGUGGCCGAGGAAUGUUUUGCGUCCUGCCUCUUGCAAAAUCUUUGAUAAAGAUGGCUUCGCAGUCGAUUAAUCUUGCAGCGAACUCAGCAGUGAAAGUUCUUGAAAGGCCAGACCUGCUUUCUCCUCAGCUAUUGCAAGCUGGUCUAAAUGAUCGGCUUUACAAAAUUAAGUCUUCUUUGCCAAAACCGGAAUUCAACUAUUUCUUACUCAAAGGAAAUCUCUCAUCAAAAGCUGCUAGUUCCUCCUCACCAUUUAGGGGUCGUUUGGCACAGCGGACUGUCAUGGACUGGACUAAAUCUUGGGACUGUCUCGGAUUAACUCGGAUUGGCCUAAGCUGGAUAAAGUACUAG
This is a messenger RNA of Prunus armeniaca (apricot), 480 nucleotides long. The record is from the annotation of a GenBank genome assembly. NCBI's taxonomy places the organism in Eukaryota, Viridiplantae, Streptophyta, Magnoliopsida, Rosales, Rosaceae.